This is a messenger RNA of Electrophorus electricus (electric eel), 1757 nucleotides long. The record is from RefSeq and is a predicted model, not a curated record. NCBI's taxonomy places the organism in Eukaryota, Metazoa, Chordata, Actinopteri, Gymnotiformes, Gymnotidae.
CUCACCCCCCAACCGGUCGUAUUUUCAUUGUGUUGAACGAAAAACCGAUUCCUCCCGCCAUACUCGCCUGUUUUCAGCUGUAAAGGAUUCUGUUCUUCCAGGACCUUGGGCGGCAUGUCCAACGGCAGCUUCCUGCCUUCCUCCAAUCACAGUGCAGUGCACAGCGGCAGCCGCAGCGCCCCCGUCACGGUUUUCAGCGUUCUCACCUUCACCCUGCUCGCCAUGCUGGUGGUGGCCACAUUCGUGUGGAACGUGCUGGUGCUGGCCACCAUCCUGAGGGUGCGCACCUUCCACCGCGUGCCGCACAACCUGGUGGCCUCCAUGGCCAUGUCGGACGUGAUGGUGGCGGCCCUGGUCAUGCCCCUCAGCCUGGUGCACGAGCUGAGUGGACAGCGCUGGCGGCUGGGCCGCGCCCUCUGCCUGCUUUGGGUCUCGUGCGACGUGCUGUGCUGCACAGCCAGCAUCUGGAACGUGAUGGCCAUCGCGCUUGACCGCUAUUGGUCCAUCACGCGCCACCUGGAGUACACGCUCAAGACACGCAAGAGGAUCUCCAACGUGAUGAUCGCGCUCACCUGGAUGCUCUCAGCCAUAAUCUCGCUGGCACCCCUCUUCGGCUGGGGGGAAACGUACUCAGAGGAGAAUAUGGCAUGCCAGGUGAGCCAGGAGCCCUCCUACACCAUCUUCUCCACCUUCGGCGCCUUCUACCUGCCCCUGGGCGUGGUACUCUUCGUCUACUGGAAGAUUUACAAAGCGGCCAAGUUUCGGAUCGGGUCCAGAAAGAGCAACUCUAUUAUUCCGGUAACAGAGAAUGUUGAGGUAUGUAAAAGGAAGUAUCCCGGCGGCAAGCCUCAGGUAGUGUUUGCCUUGCAUCCCCCCACGGUGACGUUCCAGGCAGACAGCGAGACAUGGCGGGAGCAGAAGGAGCGGCGAGCGGCGCUCAUGGUGGGAAUCCUCAUCGGAGUGUUUGUCCUCUGCUGGAUCCCCUUCUUCCUCGCCGAGCUGGCCACGCCCCUCUUCUCCUGCCAGGUCCCGCCUUUCUGGAAGAGCGUCUUUCUAUGGCUCGGCUACUCCAACUCUUUCUUUAACCCGCUAAUCUACACCGCCUUCAACAAGAACUACAACGACGCCUUCCGGAACCUCUUCUCUCGACAGCGCUGAGGAGCGAGAUGCCUCCUGCCCUUCCCACCGGGAAGUUCAGAACUUCUCUGAAGACUGGCAGGCAACUUAGCAGGCUCAGAAGACUGAAUGCAGAGGGCAGAGUUAUUUAUUUGCCAUUACAGAGAGCUUUGCAUCUAAUGUGUGGUGAAUCAUAGAAUCUAUAUGAAUUGAUUUGCCUUUUUUUGUUUUGAGGAACAUCAAAACCAACAUGACUAAAUAACCCAUAAACUAGAAGAACUGAUUAUUGAUAUCUGAUGUAUAAAAGCUGUAAGCGACAUUCAGCAUAUUGACCAACAGGGUUUUGUUAUUAUUUUUUGAACUAUUGUGGGUGCCCUCCAUGGCUUUCACUGUGAUCGAAAUGAGCACAGAACAGAAAAAUCCCAAUGUUGACUUACCUACAGCUGGGCUUCUAUAAGCACUCAAGGUGUUACUCUAACAACGGGGUGGUUAAUCUGCAUCUGCAACAUGCUAUUUACGCUGUUCAAUACAUUUCAAAUUGUACAUUAGUAAUAAUAUGUUACUAUUAGUCUCAAGGUUAUGAAGACAGAAAACGUCAGGGGUAAGAUCAUUUUAAAGAAAGUUCACUCAAGCCUCGCAGU